GCAGCUCGAGACGGUGAGCAGCUGCGAAUUUACGGAGGAACUGGACCAACGGCCGCGCUGACGCAGAGAGCUCGCUCACCUCACCUCCCCUUCACCGCUGCCAGUCGGCACAAACUGUUGCUCGAGCUGUUUUGGAUUAUUCCGAGGGAGAAACUUCAUACAAUAAUAUGUUCAGCUUGGAGUUAGAAUAGAAGCAAAGCGCGGAGGAAAAGUUUUGCCUUCAUUAUCACUCAAUGUAGUGAGUUUAUUAAAGAAUCGGCGUACAUAGACGGGUGAUCCCGAGCUGUCAAACCCGAUGACUACUGCAAACUGCCCCGGGAAUGAAGAGCUGGACUUCAGACUGAUCUUCGGAGAGGACGGACAGCAGCCGCCGCUAGCCCCCUCAGAACAGGAUGAGAGAUCAUAUUACAUCUUCAAUGUGGGCCAACCUCAUUCAAUGGUCAACCAAUCACAUGGUCUCCAGCGCCAUGGAGGCACACCCCCAGUCCAACACAUUGCCACCUCUCCCUCCCUGCAGGACCAACACAUGGCCUAUGAGCCCAGCUAUGAACCUCAGGACUCUAAAUACACGCCCACAAGGCUGGGCGGGGGAGGGAGUGGUCCAACUAAGGCCUUUGAGUGUCCCAGUAUCCAGAUCACCUCUAUCUCCCCGAGCUGCCAGCAGGAGAUGGAGGCCAGUGAGAAUGAGAUGAGAGGGAAGGGUCUGGAAAGAGAGUACCAUGACCGACCCCUGUCUCGGGAUCACCUGUACCUGCCUCUGGAUCACUCGUACCGGGAUUCAUCCCUGAGUCCAAGUCCAUGCAGCAGCCUUUCCUCUCGUAGCUGGUUCUCCGACGCAUCAUCCUGUGAAUCCAUCUCACAAGUGUACGAUGAUGUUGAUUCGGAGUUGAACGAAGCAGCGGCACGUUUCACCUUAGGGUCACCGCUCACCUCGCCCGGCUGCUCUCCGCAGACUGGACAGCAGGAGGAAGUAUGGCAACAGCUGCAUCAUCAUCACCCAGCCUUUACUCACUCUCUUUCUCAUUCACACGCUCAUUUACUCUUGCCACGGCAAUCACCCUGCCACUCACCCCGUACCAGUGUCACCGACGAGAACUGGCUGAGCCCUCGCUCUCCUUCGCGCCCCUCUUCACGCCCAACAUCACCCUGUGGAAAGAGACGACACUCCAGUGCUGAUAUAUGCUACCUGGGCUCUUUAUCACCCCAUCACUCCCCAACCACAACACCCGGUCCCUCACCCAGGGGCAGUGUGACCGAAGACACCUGGAUUGGAAGCCCGUCGAUGGGUGUAUCCCCUUUCCAAUGUUGUCCCUCCGAGGCUGACAUCCCCUCCAAGACAAGGAAGACCUCCCAGGACUGUACAGCAGCAAUCCAGCCAGGGAAUGGUGACCUGGGUAUGGAUGAUUCUGGGAAUGUAACUCCUUUGCUUGACUCCCCUGCUGAGGACGGCUUGCACAGUUUAAAGAAGGACGGAUCUGGAGAUCAGUUUCUCUCAGUCCCAUCUCAUUUUACAUGGAACAAACCCAAACCAGGACAUUCACCAAUUUUCAGGGCGUCAUCCCUGCCUCCCCUGGACUGGCCAUUGCCGAGUCAGUAUGGGCAGUUUGAGCUAAAGAUUGAGGUUCACCCCAAAGCUCAUCACAGAGCUCAUUAUGAGACAGAGGGCAGCCGAGGGGCCAUCAAAGCCACGUCUGGUGGACACCCUAUCGUCAAACUCAUUGGCUACAGUGAGAAGCCAGUAAACCUGCAGAUGUUCAUUGGAACAGCAGAUGAUCGUUAUUUAAGGCCGCACGCUUUUUACCAGGUUCACCGCAUUACAGGGAAAACCGUCGCAACAGCAAGCCAGGAAAUUAUCGUCGCCAGCACGAAAGUUCUAGAGAUUCCUCUCCUUCCUGAAAACAGUAUGUCUGCCAGUAUUGAUUGUGCUGGAAUACUGAAGUUGAGGAACUCCGACAUUGAGCUGAGAAAAGGAGAGACGGACAUUGGCCGCAAAAACACUCGGGUUCGUGUGGUGUUCCGGGUUCACAUCCCACAAUCCAAUGGAAAAGUGGUCUCGCUGCAGGCUGCUUCUAUUCCAGUGGAGUGCUCCCAGCGCUCGGCACAGGAGUUACCUCAGGUUGAGAAGGCCAGUAUUAGCAGCUGCCCUGUGAGUGGAGGAGAGCAAAUGGUCAUCACUGGCUCCAACAUCUUCCCGGAGUCAAAGGUCAUCUUUCUGGAGAAAGGUCCUGAUGGACGACCGCAGUGGGAGGUGGAGGCGAAGAUCAUCCGAGAGAAGAGUCAAGGAUCGAGCAUUGUGGUGGAGGUGCCUCCAUAUCACAGUAAGAUGGUCACUUCAGCAGUGCAGGUGCAGUUCCAUGUGUGCAAUGGCAAACGGAAAAGGAGCCAGUCUCAACGCUUUAAUUAUCUGCCAGUCCUGGUCAAGCAAGAACAUAGAGAUGAGCUUGACUCCCCUGCUAUGCCACCCAUGUCCAUGCCUCUGGUCCAUGCUGCCAGUUUGGUCUGCACUCAGCCGCUGUCCUCCCCAGAGCACUCCCACCCAUCAGAUGGCCUUCUGUCCAGCUCCCCACGUGGCCUGGCUGCAGGCCUACACCCACUACAGGCCCCCUGUGCCCCAAUGGGCUCCCCCACUCUUCCCCACCUGCCCCACCUUCAGGCUCAAGGGCUGAAUGUGCCUCCUGAAUGCCAGAUGCCCUUCCACCCAGGCCCUGCUGCCACUGCCAGACGUUCUUACCCACAUCUACAGCACAACAUGCCCUUUAACGGCCAGCAUAGUCUUCCUAUGUCUGCAGGCUCCCCACAGGCCUACGAGCGUAUGACCUUCCAGGCUGACACAGCUGGGUGUCACACCCUGGGUCUAGGGAUGGUGUAUGGCCCUGCAUCUUCAACACCCUCCUCUGGAGUAGCACUGGGGCCUGGCUCCAACCCUAGCCAUGUUGCUUGUACAAGUAGCAGCCAAGUUAUGGCUCACUCUGCCUCUCACCUUCACUCUUUAGGCUACCACUGCCCCACUCCAGGACAGGUCCCCUCACCCACUCACACACUGGUACAGCCAGCACCACAACUCCAGCACCCGCUGGUUUACCAUCCAGCUGGGCAGAGGUCUGCCUCCUGCCCCACACCUUCCAGUGCUCCUACCCAUAUGGUACCAUCUCCCCAAUCUGGGCCCUCCUCCCCCCAGCUCCAUUCUCUCCCCUACCAUUCACCCACCUCCCCUUCUCCCACAUCCAACAGCCCCCUGGGGUCCCUUGCAAUAUCUGGACAGCCUUCUCCUCAGGCUAGCAGCCCUGUCUUGGCUGAAUUAUCCCCAGCAGGGUCCAUGGUGCACCCCCUGACCCAAAUGGGAGAGAGGGUGAGCAUCAAGCAGGAGCCAGAAGAUCGAGAGCCCACCUUCCGUACCAUCGGCCUGCAGGACAUUACACUUGAUGAUGUGAAUGAGAUCAUCGGCAGAGACAUGUCUCACGCUCCAGCGGCUCAUGAGGGCUCCCCGGCUGCACACAGUCAGUCCUAGCCCACCUCAGACAAUCCUCACAGGACUCCAGGCCCAGGCAAGGAGCUUCCACCCUAACCCACAGUCUGCCCUGAUCAGGCUGAGACCAGAAAAUACUUUCUCCAGCUUGGAUCCAGAAGGCAUUAGAACCUCUAGAAAUAUUGAUUGCCUCUUGAUCCACCACACUCAACACAUGUGAACAACAAAAAUAUACGAUAACAACAAAAUGAAUUGGGGCACAUAUGCACACAUGCAUAAGAAGAAAAUGAGAUGUGUUUUUCUCAUACAUACACAGACGUGUUGGUUAGGUGGGAGUACACUUGGUUUGGUGUUGUCUGGCACACAUAGUUCUCCUGGAAAUAAAAACAAGAAUUCAGGGCUUUCUGACAGCAUGAUGUAUUUUAUUUGUAGCUUGUAGAUGAACACUUUGUAUUGGCUAGCUAUGCAGCUGAGUACCCUCAUCCCUGAACAGAAUAUGCAGUACAAACAGCAAUUCUAGUCACUUCAGUUGAAUACCAGACGGGUGCUCGAAGUGUAUUACAUGCAUAUGGUUUGCGCCUUUUACCAGCCGGAUCGCUGGCGGCUUUCAGCACACAUUUUCCCAGUGCUGCCCCAUCUCAUCUCAACUCAACUCAACUCAAUUUUAUUUAUAAACCACUUUCAAAAACCACACUGGGUACCAAAGUGCUGUACAUGGAGUAAUAAAAAAUAAAUAAAAUCACAUUAAUACAGCUUAAGAAUGCAAAAAAACAUUUAAAACCUAUAAAACAAGAAUAAGAUAAAAUCUACCUAGUACAAAUUAUAAUGCAAUUAAUUAAAAGCUAGGGAAAAUAAAUACGCUUUUAAGGCACCCUGGAAAGAGAAUAGAGACGGAGAUGAUUUUAUGACCAAUGGAAGCUCAUUCCAAAGUCUAGGGGCUACCACCGCAAAAGCUCUAUCACCUUUAGUUUUUAGGCGAGAUCGAGGAACUGACAGACACAGCUGAUCACUAGAGCGGAGAGACCUUGAAGGUUGAUUCAAACUUAUUAAGGCAGAGAUGUACUCAGGUGCAAGACCAUGAAGAGCCUUAAACACAUACAUCAACACUUUGUACUUGAUUCUGUAUUGGAUCGGUAACCAAUGUAGUGAAAUCAAAACUGGGGUGAUAUGGUCUCUUUUCCUGGUUCCAGUUAAAAGCCUAGCAGCUGAAUUUUGGACCAGCUGCAGGCGAGAGAGAGAGGCCUGACUCACACCCAGAUAAAAAAGCAUUACAAUAGUCCAAUCGAGAGGACACAAAGGCAUGCACAACCUUCUCCAAAUCCUCAAAAGAAAGGAUGGGCUUCAACCUUGCCAUAGUUCUAAGUUGGAAAAAACUAUUUUUAACCACAGCAUUUAUUUGUCGAUCAAACCUGAGCUCAGAGUCGAAUAUAACACCCAGAUUUUUUACAUAGGGAAGUUUUUUCCCUGGAAACAGUGACAAAUUUCUUUCUAAAUUUAAGUCACAUCCCCUUUGACCAAAAACAAUAAACUCUGACUUAUCCUCAUUUAAUUGAAGAAAGUUGUUUGCCAGCCAACACUUCACAUCGGCCAUGCAUUUAUGCAGAGGCUCAAAAGAGUGGUGAUUCCCAUGUUUAAUAGGAAAGUAAAUUUGAGAGUCAUCAGCAUACAGAUGAUAGUGUAUGCCAUGCCUUUCAAAGAUCUUUCCUAACGGAAGCAUGUAGAGGGAGAAUAAAACGGGUCCCAAAAUGGAGCCCUGAGGAACCCCACAUGUUAAAGGAACAACUGAUGAAUAACAGUUCUCUAAACAGACUGAAAUCGUUCUACCCUUGAGAUAUGAGGAGACCCAAUCCAAGGCUAACCCCUGAAUACCAACCUGGUCUCUUAGGCGAUUGAUAAGUAUGUCAUGAUCAACCGU
Molecule: messenger RNA, 5381 nt
Organism: Xyrauchen texanus (razorback sucker)
Lineage: Eukaryota; Metazoa; Chordata; Actinopteri; Cypriniformes; Catostomidae
Product: nuclear factor of activated T-cells, cytoplasmic 3-like
Exons: 10
Coding region: 296-3508 (1070 amino acids)
Biological process (GO): calcineurin-NFAT signaling cascade; cytokine production; regulation of transcription by RNA polymerase II
Cellular component (GO): transcription regulator complex
Molecular function (GO): RNA polymerase II cis-regulatory region sequence-specific DNA binding; transcription factor binding; DNA-binding transcription factor activity, RNA polymerase II-specific
Source: RefSeq, a predicted model, not a curated record